Molecule: messenger RNA, 1119 nt
Organism: Naegleria gruberi
Lineage: Eukaryota; Heterolobosea; Eutetramitea; Acrasida; Naegleriidae
Exons: 1
Coding region: 1-1119 (372 amino acids)
Biological process (GO): signal transduction
Molecular function (GO): phosphorelay sensor kinase activity
Source: RefSeq, a predicted model, not a curated record
AUGAUGUUAUCGGAGAAGGAAUUUAUCAGUGAUGAUAUUGAAAUUAAUGAUAACACAAAAGCUACAUCUUCAAAAACACUUUUCAAUAUUUCAUCACCUUCGUUUAGGAAGAGAUUGGAACUGGGAGAGGAUGUGCCAUUCUCCAAUAAUUUUAAUAAUAAUGUAAAUAAUUCAAACAAUAUUGAAAAACAACAAACGGAAACAAGUUCAUCAUCAACUACAACAACACCGAGACCAUCAUUCAUCAAAGCACCUUCAUUACCUUCAUUAUCUUUUCCUAUUAAGAAAAGUUCAUCAGUUUCUGAUGAUGUUAAAGAGAUUGAAUCUAAAUUGAAUGCUAAUUGCAAGAAUGGUGUGGAAAGGGCAAUGUUAUACAUGUUGGCAAACCGAUUGAAUGUCAAGUUGUUGAUUGGAGUUCUAUUUGUGUUAUCUUUUUUAAAUAGCCUUAAAACAUUAAGUUUUAAUCAGAAUAUUUUGAGUAUUGUCCUAUUUCUUGUUCAAUUAUAUACUAACUAUCAUAGGAAGAAUAUUGAUAUGGCCAUGUCCUAUGAGGAGACUUUUAAAAGAUUGGAUGGGCAGGAAAUGCAGAGAAUGGUUGUUUCCUUGGUUCUCUACACAACCAGAAUACUAUUCCUUCCCGAACAUAACAUGAUGUUUAUUCCAGUUCUUUUCCUUUGGUUUGCUGGAGCUAACAAGUUGUACAUUUACUCAACUUUUCAUGGGCUAUUCCCAACAUUUUACACAAGCUUUCUCUACAUUAUGUGUGCUUGCUACCAUUCGUACCAUGAGUAUAUUUUGAAUGGAUACUCUGCUCGAUUCAUUGGAAUCAUUGAGCAAUAUACAGUUAUGACUGGCUGUGUUUGGAUGUUCUCCUAUUAUUUUAUUAAUGUGACUGGUUAUUUGAAACACAAGGUAGAUAAAUUGCAAGACACUAGAAAAAGGUUGGAAUCAGCAUUAGACGCUCGUAGUCGUUUCAUGGCCCAUAUUUCACACGAGUUUAGAUGUCCAAUAAUGUCAAGUAUAGGGUGCUUGGAGUUGUUAAAAGAAACUCCAUUGAAUGAAAAACAAAAUGAUUUGGUUGACACAAUUGUUUCUUCAAAUAGUGUUCUUUUGCUUUGA